AUGAGGCUUCCAAAAGAUGGGGCCGCCGGGGGUUGGCAUAAACUUAGGGACCAAGCUGAUAGCUUUUGUUCUGCGGAAAAUGCUUUCCAAUGCCUUCAACCUCUUCUCGCGCAAGAAGUAAGUACUGAGUCCAUUUUCUACCAAUCAAUGGCUGACAUCACAAGGACUCACCAUUGA
Molecule: messenger RNA, 177 nt
Organism: Dovyalis caffra
Lineage: Eukaryota; Viridiplantae; Streptophyta; Magnoliopsida; Malpighiales; Salicaceae
Source: the annotation of a GenBank genome assembly